AUGAUAAAGGUGUUUGAAAUGACAGAUCUUGGAGUUAUGUCCUACUUCCUUGGCAUGGAGAUCAAGCAAGGGCAAGGUGAAAUUUUCAUAUGUCGGAAAAAGUAUGCAAAGGAAAUACUAAAGAAAUUUCAAAUGGAAGAAUGCAAGGCAGUAAGCACUCCAAUGAAUCAAAAGGAGAAGUUGCACAAAGAAGAUGGUGCUAACAAUGUUGAUGAAGGAUAUUUUAGAAGCUUGAUUGGUUGCUUGAUGUACUUCACGACAACAAGGCCUGAUAUUUUUAAUGUUGUAAGUAUUCUGUCUCGAUUCAUGCAUUGUGCAAGUGAAUUUCAUCUCAAGGCUGCCAAAAGAGUGAUUCGGUAUGUGAAGGGUACAAGUGAUUUUGGUGUUAAGUUCACAUGGAGCAAAGAAUUUAAGCUGGCAAGUUUCUCUGAUAGUGACUGGAGAGGUUCUAUGGAUGAUAUGAAAAGUACUUCAGGCUACUGUUUUACUCUUGGAUCAAGUGUUUUUUCUUGGAGCUCAAAGAAGCAAGAAAUUGUAGCUCAAUCCAUUGCAGAAACUGAGUUUAUUACAACAACAGCUGCAGUCAAUCAAAUUGUAUGGUUAAGAAAGAUUUUAAUGGAUAAGUCUGGAGCAAAAAGAAAGUACCAAGAUUUUUGUUGA
Molecule: messenger RNA, 660 nt
Organism: Vigna umbellata (rice bean)
Lineage: Eukaryota; Viridiplantae; Streptophyta; Magnoliopsida; Fabales; Fabaceae
Source: RefSeq, a predicted model, not a curated record